CCGUCGCGCCCCAGUACGCGAUCGCUAGCCACCGGGAGCGUAUCGGCAUUCAGCCUCUUGUAGGAGUGUUUCCCUCUUUCCUUAUCGCAGUACGAUGUACGAUGUGAUCUUACUGCCCUUGUGAGGGCAGAAAUGCCAUUCACCACAUGCCCCGAUGAAUUUACGCCGGUUUUAAAAUAUGUACAAAUUGUAUGUACACGUCGUUGCUGGACCAGAAGCAGUAUCAAAGAACGCGCUGUUUGCUGAAAAAACAUUUUCCGUCUCCGCGACAAAUCGUGCCUGGACACAACUGCUCGAAUUUUCCUGAUCUGUCAACCGGAAUUCCGUCAGGCGCAACUCCGGUGGACCUAAUCGCUGCCAGGCAAGAGUCCGCGGGAGAUCGAGUAUCUUCGGAGCCGUUAAACUCGAGGGAAGAGGGAAGAAGGGAAAUAAAGGUCAAUCCAUCAGUCUGUCUCCGAAAUGAGUAACCCGUACGCACGUUUGGUGGACGCCGGAGAGUAUCAUUGUGGGUGCCCAUCGAUAACUUUAUCGGCGACAGGAGCCGGACGGUUCAUCGUGCCAACGUGAGUGAAUCGCCGACGGAGCCCUGCUGAUUAUUUUCGAGCUUUCGAAACUUUACUGUCAACCGAAAUGCCGGUUAGGGGCCUGUGAGUCGCCGGGGACGCCCUCGUAAAUGCGGAAGGGAGAUUGUCGCCAGGGGGGGAGGGCGAUCGAAAAUCCAGGGAAUAUUCGACGAGCUGUACGAAGCGAAUUGGAAUAUUGAUUUUAAAAUAACUCCGGACAUCUUUGGAAAGAGAUCAAAGGUCAAGGAGACGAAAAAUCUGAGAAAAUAACGGAGAAAAAUAGCGAUAAGAAAGGAAUAAAGAAGAAGCUGGGGGAGGAGGAACUGAAUGUGCGAACGAGGGCAAAUUUUUCAGCUGAGAAAUAAAACCAAAGACUCCAUAUUGGGAGGGAAGAAAGAAGGAGAGAGAAGAGGAAGAAAAAACAGGCACGAUGAACGGCACCUUCCCAUACACGGACGGAGGGGGGGACAACGCGUCGAAUCUGACGGACUCGAUGGUGCCGAACUGCGGUGCCGAUCUGCCAAUCGUACCGCUGGUUAAUCAGAUUCUCUAUUCGAUCGUGUGCAUCGUCGGUCUUCUGGGAAAUACGCUGGUGAUAUACGUCGUUUUGCGUUUCUCGAACAUGCAAACGGUCACGAACAUGUACAUCGUUAACCUGGCGAUUGCGGACGAGUGUUUUCUGAUAGGAAUACCGUUUCUCGUAACAACGAUGUACCUGCGAUAUUGGCCGUUCGGUAAAAUAAUGUGCAAAGCGUACAUGACGACGACGAGUAUCAACCAAUUUACGAGCAGUAUAUUUCUCUUCAUAAUGAGCGCGGAUCGCUACAUAGCAGUUUGCCAUCCAAUAUCUUCUCAGAAAAUGAGAACGCCUUUCAUCUCAAAAAUAGUUUCUCUAACUGCAUGGGCAACGAGCGCACUUUUUAUGAUACCGGUUUUUUUGUACGCGAAUACCGGGGAAAUAGCGGGUGGCAUGAGCUGCAAUAUUUAUUGGCCGGACGAUCACGGGGGACAAACAACUUUUACUUUAUAUUCGUUCGUUCUCGGUUUCGCGAUACCCCUCAUCCUCAUACUAAUAUUCUAUUUUCUCGUUAUUCGUAAACUUCAAACGGUUGGACCGAAAAAUAAAUCGAAAGAGAAAAAGCGCUCUCAUAAAAAAGUUACGAAACUCGUUCUCACCGUCAUCACCGUCUACGUGCUCUGCUGGCUUCCCUAUUGGCUCACUCAGGUCGCUCUCAUUUUUACCCCCCCGAAACAGUGCCAGUCCCGCAUCGGUAUCACGGGCUUUCUUCUCGCCGGUUUUUUGAGCUACUCCAACAGCGCCAUGAAUCCCAUUCUCUAUGCUUUUUUGAGCGACAAUUUUAAGAAGAGCUUCCUCAAAGCUUGCACCUGCGCUGCCGGUAAGGACGUCAAUGCUACUCUCCACAUCGAAAACAGCGUUUUUCCCAGGAGAAACAAGGCCAAUGGGGCCGCUGCCAUCGUCGAUCGCUUGCAGUCCAACAGACUCGCCACCUCUGCCAAUUCCAGAGUCGAUCUCGAGGACGAGGACGGCGAGAGGGGCUUGCUCAUCAGCAAAACUUCUACCACUACCGUCACCAUGACCUCCAGAUCCAAUAUCACCGUCAGCACCAACGAAACGAGGGAACAGAGGGAAAUGAGGGACAGAGAAACGCUCAAGAAUGGCGCACAAAUCACCCUCUUGACGCAAGUUUAAGGACGAGAUGUUAUAUCAAGAAAGCUAAUUUAAUCAGGGACACUCGUCACUUUUAUUUACUUUGUUAUUCAAUAAAAUACACGGAUUCCCAAGUAUUUUAUCGAACAAUUCUGUAAACUCUCGUGACAAAGCUAUUUUGACUUGCGAUUCUUCUCGAAUUCGUUGAAUCCGUUGAAAGUUCGAUCAGAGCGAGUAUUCAGUCGUAACUUUUGACAAACUCUGAAUUCGGGGAGAAAAACCUAAAUUCCUUGCAAUUUUAAUGAUCCUCGAGACUCGGUGUGUCCCUUGUGGCCUCUUGAGGAGGUUCGAAAUUUCUAAAGAAAAAGACAAAUUUCGAAGGAUACUUCAGUGGGGAUUAGAAAGGAAAAAUAGACUGGGAACAAAUUUUCGAAAGAUCUGGAGAUUCGAGAGAGGACGAGUUGCGUCAGAUGGAAAAACAGGCAGUCGAACGUCCGGCGAUUACUAUGCAACCGUAAAAAUAUUGUAAUACGAAUCUCGCGUGUUAUAAGAGAUCCAAAUCUCGAGCACGAUUAUUUCAAAGACUUGGUUAUAUUUUUACGAAUCCGCGAGUCCAAUGAACUCCCGACACAGACCAAAACGAUGAAAAUACUUGAAAAGCGAGAGAGUGUCAAGGAUAGUCAAUUUUUUCGUUAAGAAAAAUCCAAAGAAAAACAAAGUAUAAUUCUAGUUUUAAAAUUACUAUGUGCUGUGUCUAAAUAUACUGUGUCUACAGAGCCUAAAAAGGAGGAAAAAUCGAUGGAAAAAUUAACCCUGCGGGAUUUAGAAUUUUUAAGUACAAGAAAAAAAACAAAAUUUAUGUACUGUUUGAAAAUGAAUAAUCUCGCGAAAAUCAAUGGAGGAAAAACAUUACAGGGGCGAAAUCACCCUUGAAGUUACGUAGUUGUUUGUUGUUACAGUGUUAAAAAGAACAUUUUAAUCAUAAGUCAGAGGGAGGAAGGGCGAAACGAUAAAAUAGCUCCGACGAAUGUCACAGGUUGAUAAUUUUGAAAUUUCUGUCGAUGGAACGCAUUGAAAUGUUUCCUAUUCAAAUGAGUCUGCCAAUCACCAAUUUUGUGUCUACACCGGCUAUAAAAAUUCGUCCAUUUUCAUUUAAUAUUUCAAAACGUUGAAAAGCCCAAUAUUGAGAAAUCAGUUUACUGAUUCGAUGGGCUCGGAAUUUUCAACGAAAUUUUUUCCAUUCGUUCCAACCGCAUGAAUUUCGAAGUCACGAUACAGCUGCGUCGAGAGGAAAAUAAAACGAUGUUUUACGAGUACAAUUAAACGAACAAAAGAAGAAAACAAAAGAGGCAGGUAAAAAAGGAGAGUGAUUGUUGAAUAGACAUGAGAUAGUAUAAUCCAUUGGGUAUUCUAUAUUUUUACAAUUAAAUCGUGUUUUAUUCGAAUAACCGAGUUGGGAGGAAGAAAGUUGACGUUUAUCCUGAGACUUGAAUUUCUAUCGAAUCUCAUUAUCGCGUAAGAAACGAGGGGAUAAAAAAGGGAGGAGGUUGAAGAAGAGUGGAGCGAGAAGUUUUGUGAACGGGAGACAAAGUAUCGAUUCGUUUUGUUGGCAGAUUGCGGGUUGAAGUGUGCCGAAACCGUUGAGAGUAUAUUCACCGAGGAAGAUGAAGAUUUCUCGUUAAGAUAGGCUACAUUAAUCGCUGGCUGUUUCAUAUUAGCAUCGGUUAAAGCAUGCCCCAGAUGCCAAAAUCAAUGGCGAUUUAUUCAACGAUUCGAAAAUCGAGCUAUUAUUAUAGGAGGGUAGCGUCACUCGGGCGGCCAUACACGAAAGGCCAAUUUUCGGCGUGCUCGUUUUUCGUGAGGUACGAAUUUUCAAGUUUUUCCCAUCCUCUACAAUACUCGAUGCAAUGUUUUUCGAAUCUUGUCUCUACCGAGAUAAAAUUCCAAUUUUUUCAAUUGCUCUCUUCACAGUUAUUAUUUAUCUCUAUAUUCUCGGACAACGACGUGAAUUAGUCAUUUAAUCAUUCACUAAAUAAUAGAUAAAAACACCGAUUUUACGAUUUUUUGUACGAUCUCCAUUUUUUCUACCCACACAGAAUUGUAUUUGUAAUAUAAAUUUUGUAUUUUAUAUUCGUCGCUAUGCUCUUCGUAAUUUUAUAUACGCCAGUUGACGUUUACAUUGACGAGAUUAUUCUUUCGGACCAGAAGAUUGAAUAUCCUGAUACCAAUCAUUCACUAACAAACACGUUGUCAGCCAUUUAUGCUCGUUUUUUUUUUCCAACACCCUUUAAUAUCAAGGAUUAUUGGAUUUAUUCGAGGAUUAUGAUUUCAUCGCGGGUCAAUUCCAUAUUAUAAUGCAGACGUGGUUUUGCAUUCAUAAUCUCUUAUGAAGGCAGCUUUCAUACGGCACAGGAAUCCUGCCAUACGAAUAACACUGUUUACAUUGGUGCCUAGUCCUUACCGAAGAAUUUUUCGUGCGUGUACAUCGACCCUGUUAUUUUUAUGACUUUAUAUUUUAUUUUCUUUUGAUAAAUGUAUCCAGUUUAUUGAUAUACGAAAUAAAGUGUCGAAAUGAAUUUUUCAAAGGCUGAUGGUAUUUUGUAAUUAUUUGAGAGUCGAAAUUCUAAUGUGUAUUGUUGUAUGACAGAAGAUGUGAGUUUUGAUAAUUCAUAAUAUGAAAGUAUCAGGACUCAUUUACCGAGUGAAUAAUACAGGAACUAUGACAACUAUAUAUUUUUGAUUAUUUACACAGGAGGCUCUGAAAAUUUCGAUUAUUCGUUUUUGCAGGUUAUCCCAUAUGUUUAUUCUGUAAAUAAGUGUAAUUGAAAAUAAACCUACGAAAAAUCAUUGCGAAAUGAGUCAUGUAUGUUUGUAUAUAUUUAAUAAUAAUAAUAAUAAUAAUAAUCGAGAGGUUAUUGAGCUUGGACAGGCCCAAAAUCAACCUGCGAAAUUGUGACUAACGUGAAACUUUGAAUUUCAUAUAUAGUUGAAAUUAUUGUCUGUACGUUAUUUGUUAUGAUUUUUUGUAAAAAUAAAUAAUUUAAUUUAAAUUUGA
This is a messenger RNA of Venturia canescens, 5287 nucleotides long. Its product is annotated as somatostatin receptor type 2-like. Gene Ontology annotation, cellular component: neuron projection; plasma membrane. The transcript has 2 exons. Gene Ontology annotation, biological process: G protein-coupled receptor signaling pathway. Gene Ontology annotation, molecular function: somatostatin receptor activity; peptide binding. NCBI's taxonomy places the organism in Eukaryota, Metazoa, Arthropoda, Insecta, Hymenoptera, Ichneumonidae. Bases 994 to 2274 code for a protein of 426 amino acids. The record is from RefSeq and is a predicted model, not a curated record.